This is a messenger RNA of Cladophialophora immunda, 1524 nucleotides long. RefSeq lists its product as uncharacterized. The coding region runs from base 332 to 1246 and encodes 304 amino acids. The transcript is spliced from 2 exons. The record is from RefSeq and is a predicted model, not a curated record. NCBI's taxonomy places the organism in Eukaryota, Fungi, Ascomycota, Eurotiomycetes, Chaetothyriales, Herpotrichiellaceae.
GUGCACACCCUCACUCGACCAUGUCUUCAGCAAGUCUAAGCUGGAAAUUUACUCAGAGCGUCGCGAACCCUGAGCAAUAACCUCGACUCACACUUGAUCCCUGUUAUGACAAGGAUGUACCUUUCGGCCCCCCAGGGUCCCUGCAGGCUCGGGCCCGGCACAUCAGGAUCGCAAGAAACCGCUCUUUGCGGGGUUAGCUUCCAGGCCGCCGUCCUGAGCACCUUCAAUAACUCGACCCGAUCAAAGACACUUACCCAAGCGUGAACGGAUAUAGCAAGAAGAGCACAUACCGUCACGUUGACGCAUUUCAGACUGCGGGUUGCAACCGAAGAUGCGUUUGUGCACGACUCUCCUAGGCUGGUUCAGCCUUGUGAUGGCGGUUGCGCUCGCGAACAAGCAAGAAUUCAUCGGCGGAGACGACGUCAGCAGUUACAACCUCACUCUCCAUUUCGAUGACCUCUCCACCGACGAAUCGGGCAUCGGCUACAACCCCAAGACAAACAGCACGCCCCUGCACUGCGGCGACCUGUAUUUCCAGUCUUUCACCGUCGUCAAUGUUGCCAAGGCACAAAAGCACUUGCCCGACCCAGUCGACCUUCUGUGCGCCGACUCCGCUCCCAACGCGCUGUUCUCGCGCCGCCGUGCCGGACAUCCCUGGCCCCGCUUUAGCUUGCAUUCUCUGACAGAUCCCUCGCUGCCCCGAGAUCCCAACGUGAUGUUCAACAUGCGCAGCGUGAGUAUCUCGCCGACGGGAAGUAUCCCCCAGGAUGCCCUGGUCAUUAUAUGGCUGAAUUUUCUGAAAUUGCCACCUGACGAAUGGCUCGGCCAAGGGGAGGAACAUCGCUCAUUCCGGGACUUGUUGGAGGGCGAACCGCCUUGGCCAAAGGGGCGUCUCUACCAAUUGAUCGCCUUUUUCGGCCCGGGACCGCAUCCCAACCUCCGGAUCGACUGGGACAGCCUCCGCAUGCGGCUACCGGACAUCGCAACCAAGGUCGACACGUUCGAAGUCUACGGCCAGCUCUUGCAAAGGGCCGGGCCGAAUGAGCCGUAUCUCGUACAGGGAGACUGGGAGCUGUGCUUGGACGAUGUCGCGGUCGAGAUCGUGAGGAAGACGGGCCGCGACGAGCACCAAGACUCCCAAGAGACGCGGAAUCCUCGGAGGGUCUUUGUAUUUGCGGAUGAGGAUGGAAGUGCCAUUGACGUUCAGAAGCGGGCCGAAAAGCUGAUCAGGGAGUUAGGGCUCUAGCUGCGCACCCACUACUCAAAGAUCGCACAGAAAGGGGGAAAGGCUGAGUGUGAUGCUCCGUGCUGAGAAUGGUAGUCGUCCAUGUUUUGGCUUGCCGAGUGACCGACUACCUAGGAGGUCGUUGAUGGCAGCAAGACAGACUGAGAGUACCUACCUACCUUACUAGCUACAUACGCAAGCCGGGGAGAAUCCAGAUUGCAAGUAUCCAGAUGUAAGGAAUAGUGCCUCAAUUGCCUUGCCUUGAGCUAAAACUACCGAAUAACAUGCCAGUUGUCGCC